Parathielavia appendiculata is the source of this 507-nucleotide messenger RNA. RefSeq lists its product as uncharacterized. The record is from RefSeq and is a predicted model, not a curated record. The transcript has 3 exons. NCBI's taxonomy places the organism in Eukaryota, Fungi, Ascomycota, Sordariomycetes, Sordariales, Chaetomiaceae. Gene Ontology annotation, cellular component: fungal-type vacuole; plasma membrane. The coding region runs from base 1 to 507 and encodes 168 amino acids.
AUGUCCACCCUUCAGCUGCCCGCCCGGCGCUAUUCGGCCACCACCGUACGCGGUGGUCUCGGCCCUAAGGCCAACUGUACGCUCGAGAUCUGCCCGGUCGAGUUUUCCGUGUACGGCUACCGGCCUCGCUUGCCGCCAACAUCUCCUUCAUUGUCCUGUAUUUAUGCCGCCGCCGUCCAUAUCUAUCUCGGAGCACGGUGGAAGCAGUGGUGGUUCACAAGCUGCAUGAUCAUCGGCGCUGUCAACGCCAUCAUCGGCUACAUUGGGCGUGUCCUGAUGUACUACAGCCCUUUCGACUUUGCGGCUUUUGUCCUGCAAAUUACUACCCAGUUUGCAUUACAAACGGGCCGGGAUACUACUCCCCAAAUCUUCUACUACAUCAACAUCUCCUACGAUCUCUUCUCGCUCAUUGUCCAGGCGGCCGGCGGCGGGCUUUCGACAUCCACAAAGGGCCAGAGUCAGACGGGCGUGAACCUCGCCCUCGUCGGGCUGGCCUUCCAAGUCUAG